AUGAAGGUAUUUGAGAAGCUGGAUGAGGAAUCGUACACGCCGAUCGACCUGUUGUCCUUCAGUCGCCAAUACAAGAGGAAGGCUGUGGACAGGGGAACCAAAGCAGAGGUUGCAGAAAGACUGCUCCAAGUCAUGAAGAAGAAUCCAGGCAAAGACAGACCAAAGCAGCGCAAAGCUGAUAAAGAAGAUGAAGGAUCCGACGCGAACUCGUUCGGGGAAAAAAGAUGCGUGGCCUGGGAACCUCCCCAGCAGGCUGGUUCAGGAAAUCAUGAGGUUUAUGAGAUUCCCGAUGAUGGUGUGGAUGAUGAUGACCUCACGAUCCUGCUGGAUGUGCCGCAGGAUGCUCCAGAUGCCAAGGUUGCUGAUGCAGACGUUAUGGCCAUUGAACCAUCAGAUGAAGACAUGGCUCUGCAGAAUGAGGAUAUGUUGGCUAUUGUUCUGGGAAGGCCAUGCCGCGACCAGUGCUGUUUCAACUCGCUGGGAUGUAUUGUGUCCAUUGAUGAUUUGCCGGGCGGUGCCUCAGAGGGCAUUCUCGAUUACCGUCUGAAACGACGGAAGAUGAUCGGUUGCGCACCGGCACGUGCUGCAACAGAACGGUUGCUUCAAUCCCUUCCAACGACUCUGUCGGUGGGCGGCUACCAGUACCAGGCACUGUCACAGGCAGCAGCCGUAAAAUAUGGUUGUGCCUACGUUUGCUCCGAGCGGCCGAGCUGGAAAACUGCCUCGCACAACACGGGCGCGGUGGACGACUGGUUUGGCUGCCUGAAAGGCGGCGUAGCUGUCGGAGACCUGGCUGUCUCACCCGACGCGGUGAAAGAGCUUCCCGUGAGGUGCCCAUCCAUUGUUACAGAGAAAAGGGGAGAUGCAACCCGUCGGGGAACAGCUCUUUGCGCUGGGAUCCUGGGAAAGUGUGGAAAGAAGCGCACGGCGGGUAUCGACGAGCCGAUGCCUGGACCUUCUUCCGGUAUCAACCAGAUGAUGCCGGGCGCGGGUCUUCUCACACCUCGAUCUCUCACUGAACCCACCGGAAGUUCGUACUUCCCGGAUCAGCUUCGGCAUGGUUCUGUGGCAGCUCGCGCCCACACGGAUGGUUAUCACAUUGAGCCUUCAGACCAUAUCCUGGGACGUGAGUCCGAGACUCAACCCAUAGUCGUGCCAGAUGUUCCGGUUUGCAUGCCAAACUUUCGUCGCCACACAGACACGGAUCAGGCGUUCCGCCGACAGAUGACCGCGCCGUGCCAGCACGUUCCGCAAAAUGUAUUUGACUGGACGCAAGAGCCGCGUUCUGGGGUUCCGAUUGGCCAGGAGCUGCAAUUGCCGGACGAAGGCGAGCAAGUCUCCGACCGGCGAGAGGGUCCUCUUCCGAAGCUGUUGAGCAGCGGUGAUGACCUUGCAGUGCAACGGCGCAUCAACAAGGCUCUCACCAGCGCUGCUCGGUCCAAAAAGGCCGAAUGCAUCAACAUGGUCUUGCGGGUUGCCGCGGCCAACUUGCACCUGAUGAAUGGCGUGAACGUGGCCACAGCAAUCCAUCGGCUUGCGCGCAUUUGCGACGGAUCGCAGCGGAACAUCGACCAGGUCGCCCAGGAUGAAGUCUUCCAGCUCAUGUUGGAAAUUGCGGAGUGCAAGGCCCAGCAAGAGUUCCAGUUACAGGACAGCAGCAUGCCAAGCAGUUGCUGCACGAUAAUCAUUUGGUCAUGUGCUGUUUUGCGGUUUUUCGUGCCAUCCUUGAUGGCGGUACUUGCGAGAGUGGCAUCCCGGUCUCUGGCCGACUGCCAAUCUUACGAGGUCACCAACAUGUUGUGGGGUUUUGCUGAGCUUUGCAAGAGGGAGCCAGUAAAGGCGGCAGGCAUGCGUGGCAGCAUCGAGGAGUUGGUGGAUGCCGCAGCAUGCGUUAUGAUGCCUCGAAGGGCCGCUUCCUGGAAGGUCCAAGUCCUCAUCUCGGCUUUCGUCUCGCUGGCAGCUUUCCCCUGCGCCAGUCAAAUCACCACGCGGCGUCUCGUGGUGAGCAUCAUCCAGGAACUCGCCCAGCGCAGUGCAGAACUGGUGUUCCAUGACAUCCUCGGCAUUAUUUCGAUGAGAAGCACGUCGUUCUUAGCACAGGUGGUCUCAAGUGGCACGGUGAUGAAUCACAGUGCGUCCGAGGUGCCGGACGGACGUGUUGAUGUGAGCAUCUCGAGUCGCGGAAGCAUGGAUGAACUUGUUGCAGUUUUUGGCAGCUUCCCUGCCACUUAUCCCUGGCUGCGCACGCAAUUUGCGGCCGGACGGGCCGCUGGCAAGCGCAGCACCCCGCUUUGGGGCGAGGCGAAGUGGCGGAUCGCAAUGCAGCUGAGGCGUGGCGAUCGUCCGAACAUGUGCCCAUUGGGAGUAGCGCCGACCCCGAAGCCGCCCGUGGAUCCCACGGUGCUCUUCCAACAGUCCUUGAUGGACAAAUCUGGUCCCGUUUCAGGUCCUGAUGUGCAAGAGUUCGAGUUCGCAUCUAGUGCAGAGACUGAUGAAGGCAGAAUGUGGGAUUUCUUCCACAUGUUGGCGAAGCUCAGUCCGCCAGUAAUCGUUCAAGAGCUCUGCAUUGACACUGCUUGGCAACACCGUAUCAAUGCAAAAGGAGCAGAGGGUACAGAGUAUGUCACGUCAGUCAGAAUUUCGCCAGAUGGCCCUGCGCUCAAUUGGUGGCUCACUGAUGACGGUCGUAUCCGUAUUGAUGGAACGGCAUCAGUUGUGGAAGUUUUCAAGCCCAGAUUGCGAGCGCUUCUGCCGAAGUAUGCCAAGGGUCAAACGAGUCAGCAUGAAUUCACUGGGAAGGCUGGCAAAGCCUGCAAGCUCCGUAUGGGCCAGUUCUCAUGUGAAGCAACUGCGAGGCAAGAGCGUCAGGAGAGGAUCCGAGGCCAAAUUCUCAUGCUUCCUGAAGAAGUGGUUUUCUGCCCACAUGGGAAACAGGGGGUUUGGGAUGUCCUUGAAUCUGCUGUGGGUGUGCGAAAUGUACCAGAGAAUAAAGCCAUUCCUCGGCCGCUUUUCCUGCGGAAUGGUGCUAUGGUUCAGAUUUGGGCGUCUGGCAGGAUUAAAGCAACAGACAGCACGGCAGACAUUUCGUGUCUGGAUGAAGUGGAGAGGGUGCUCAUGCAAGACAUGGGUGUUCGCCGGGUUCCGGAUCCAUCCGUGUUUCAAGGGAAUCGUCCUUUGAGUUUUGGUUAUGGUCUGAAGGCCCCCGCGCCCGAGACGGCAGCGCUGAGCCUCAGAUUUUUCAUUCGGCGGCUCCGUACUGGCAGCUUUCCAGAGGCUGUUCAAGGUUGA
Molecule: messenger RNA, 3288 nt
Organism: Symbiodinium necroappetens
Lineage: Eukaryota; Dinophyceae; Suessiales; Symbiodiniaceae
Source: the annotation of a GenBank genome assembly